AUGCAGAUUACUGGAUACGCUUUCGUCGUUGGGGGUGGAAGCGGCAUCGGAAGGGCGUGCGCUCUUGGCCUUGCAAAAGAUGGCGCCGCGGGAGUUCUUGUCGCUGACAUGAACAUCGAGGCAGCAAGACAAGUGGCUACUGAGUGUAAGGACGUAGCAACCGCUGCAGACUUUCGCAUCGAGUCACUCCACAUAAAUGUGACCGAAAAGAAGUUCGUGGAGCAUGCAACUGAGUUUGCGGUGCAAACUUUUGGUAGGAUCGACUAUUGCGUCAACUGUGUGGGGCCGCUCAGCCGCUCAGCCGCUAUGAAGGCCCAGGAACCAAAGCCAAUGGGAUCAUCCGAUCGCGGGACUAACCGCGGAUCUAACCGCGGAUCUAUUGUCAUCUUAGUUUCGGGAUCAUCCUUUGUGGCGACUCCUGCGAUGGUGCAGUAUACAACAGCGAAGCAUGCGUUGAUUGGUCUGACCAAAACUGCUGCUCUAGAUAAUGCAGCUCAUGGAAUUAGGGUCAAUUGUAUCUGCCCUUCAUGGACGGAUACCCCCAUGAUCCAGAGGGCUAGGGAUGGCGGAGUGGAUAUAGAUGCAUUCGUCAAGGCCGCCGUGCCGCUGGGCCGUAUGGCGACCCCUGAGGAGGUAGCUGAUGCAGUCAUCUUCCUUUGCAGCCCCAGGUCGAGCUAUGUGACAGGCUGCGGACUCAUCAUUGAUGGGGGAACUACUAUUACCUGCCAUGUGUAG
Molecule: messenger RNA, 735 nt
Organism: Pseudomassariella vexata
Lineage: Eukaryota; Fungi; Ascomycota; Sordariomycetes; Amphisphaeriales; Pseudomassariaceae
Product: NAD(P)-binding protein
Exons: 4
Coding region: 1-735 (244 amino acids)
Molecular function (GO): oxidoreductase activity
Source: RefSeq, a predicted model, not a curated record